This is a messenger RNA of Metarhizium robertsii ARSEF 23, 1167 nucleotides long. Its product is annotated as Peptidase M43B, pregnancy-associated plasma-A. Gene Ontology annotation, molecular function: metallopeptidase activity. The record is from RefSeq and is a predicted model, not a curated record. The transcript has 2 exons. Lineage: Eukaryota; Fungi; Ascomycota; Sordariomycetes; Hypocreales; Clavicipitaceae. Bases 1 to 1167 code for a protein of 388 amino acids.
AUGAAGGACUCCGCAAAUAUACGAGGUAGCCAAGAGGCAGUCGGCGACUCGGCUGUGAUCCUGAGUCGUUCACGCAUCCCUGCGCCCAAGGCGCGAAGCCCCCUUUUCUACUACGUCCGCUGCACAUGUCCCCUGUCGCAUGAGUUCCAUCAAGCGGCAACAGGUGUAGAUGACACCACGCAUGCCGAAUACGCCUACCUCCUCACAAGUGAGGCCAUGGGGGAUGUUGUAUGUCUGUACCAUCAACGUGACCAACCGCUUGGCCAGUUGGGGGCACAUCUGCACAAUGAAAGAGGUAUAAAUGGCACCCAGCCGUCUCGUCUUUCCGAAUACAAACUCUUGAGGCAUCGAUCCCGUCUUGUUUCAGAACAGUGCAAGGACAGCGCCGUGACCAUGCUCUAUCCCUUCUCUCUCUACUUCGCCUUGGCCGGCACAGCCUUCGCGUGUGCCGUCUCUGGCACUACCACCUCGGACGCACCACGCCGUAGCCAGGCUCCAAGUGACGAGCUUACAACUCCUCAUUACGGAGAUGGAAGCUGCGACACCCAGGGCAUGAUCAACAUUGAAACCUACAUCACCCUUUUUGCCAACAACGAAACACACGAAGGUGGUUGGCUCGGCGACGACAUUGUCGAAAAACAAAUAAAGGUCCUCAAUGAGGGGUUUUCCAGCUGCCGCAUCGGUUUCACGCUCAAGGGACUGCAGAGGAGCAUUGACGCGAUGCCCCUCCAGUUCGACCCCGAAGAAAAGCUCGCCUUUGGAUUCUACGGCAAAUACAGAAAAGGCAGCUACAAGUCGCUCAAUCUAUACUACUCUCCAAACCAGACAGGCGGCGUCUGCACCCAUCCCGGCAUGAGAGGCGCACUCCAUAUAGGCACAGCGUUCAACGUGGAUGGAUGCCAAAUGGCUACCAACACCAUGCCCGGCGGAACGCCCCCCUAUGAAAUGGGCAAGACGACGGUCCACGAGGUUGGCCACUGGCUCGGACUGUUGCACACCUUCCAAGGCGGGUGUAACGAGGUCAAGGGUGACUUUGUCAGCGACACGCCGGCCGUGAACGAGACCGUAGGCCGAGUGGAGGGUACCUGCCCCCGUGGCCAAAACAGCUGUCCUGGUCUUCCGGGCCUUGAUCCUAUCCAUAAUUACAUGAGCUACAGCUCGGAGUAA